This is a messenger RNA of Brettanomyces nanus, 843 nucleotides long. RefSeq lists its product as uncharacterized. Bases 1 to 843 code for a protein of 280 amino acids. The record is from RefSeq and is a predicted model, not a curated record. The transcript has a single exon. Lineage: Eukaryota; Fungi; Ascomycota; Pichiomycetes; Pichiales; Pichiaceae.
AUGGUUCAUGCCCACUUUAGAAUUCCGUAUCCUGGUGAAAGAAAUGCAACUAACUGGGAUACUCAAACAACGGGUCCCUGUGGCGGUGACAAUUCCGUUGUUCUUCCCAGAUAUAAAUGGAAUCCUGAAGGAUCGCCAAUGGACCUCUAUAUUGAGCAUAACAAGUCGGUUGCAAGCAUCUACUUCUGUCCAGGUGAUGACUGCAGUACGGAUAAUGAUUUUAGCGUUCUCCUUUACAAACCUUGGCAGAUGGAGGCUGCUGCUAACUUCUGCAUACCAGCUUUAACUCUCCCUUCAAAGUAUGAUAUUGCUAACCAGACUGGUACUUUGCAAGUCAUUUUUGCAGGUAACUCAAAAAAAGAAGGCGAGUACACUUACAUGUACAACUGCGUUGAUAUAGUCGUUGACGAAGAAGGUCCUGUAUAUAAUGGAAGUCAGUGUUCGAAUACCACCGAUGUUGAUAUGUACUUUCAGUCCGAUAUUGACAAUGAGAUUGCUUCCACCAGAUUCGACAAUAUUUCUACCUUUACCAUCUUGGAUGCUAUGUUCUCCAAGACCAUGAACAUGUCAUCAACUACAGCAGAUGAAAUGGCAGGUAUGUCUGGUAUGAGUGGUAUGAGUGGUAUGAGUGGUAUGAGUGGUAUGUCUGAUAUGUCCGAUAUGUCUGGCAUGUCCGAUAUGGCUAGUACGGCCGAUAUGAGUGGAAUGUCUGGUAUGAGCUCAACUGCUACCACUUCAGGCACUUCCUCUUCUUCAUCCUCGUCAUCUGACGGUGCAGGUCGUGCUUUUAUUGUCGAUAGCGGAAUUUUAGCAUUUGCUACUUUUCUUCUGGCUGUAAUCUAA